Messenger RNA from Uranotaenia lowii, 1657 nucleotides. RefSeq names its product FMR1-interacting protein NUFIP1 (gene Nufip). The transcript is spliced from 2 exons. NCBI's taxonomy places the organism in Eukaryota, Metazoa, Arthropoda, Insecta, Diptera, Culicidae. Gene Ontology annotation, molecular function: RNA binding. Gene Ontology annotation, biological process: box C/D snoRNP assembly. The coding region runs from base 4 to 1494 and encodes 496 amino acids. The record is from RefSeq and is a predicted model, not a curated record. Gene Ontology annotation, cellular component: nucleus.
CUCAUGCAUGCGGGCGGAAAAUUAAAAAGAUUCGCGCAAAGCAUGGAUAUCUCUAAGCAGAACCAGCCGUUCCGGCUUCCGACACCAAAGUUCCAGGAUGAGACCAGCAAAUCAUUGGACAACUUUAACCGGCAUCGCAAUCCACAUUUUUCCACACCGUCCGGUAUGUUGAUGCCCCGCCACAAACAACCUCCGCCAAUGUACGGACCUCGUGGCGCAACGGUUCCGCCUAAGUUUUUCAAUCAACAACAACAGAAACACCAAAAUGCUUGCAGGGGCCGAGGUGGUCAUCGUGGUGGAGGACAUUUCCAUUCGAGCCGAGGUUUUCGUGGCUCAUCUGUCGAAGAUAGGGACGUUAUUCCGGAGCUGCUUCUGGUAAAUUGGAAUUACUGGUGUGAGGGAUGCGACAUCAACUGUAGAAGCGAAGAAGAGCUGAAACAUCAUCGUUCGGCUCACGUGCCAUGUCCAAUAGAGGGUUGCACCUACGUUGGACAUUCCGGGGUAAUGAAACGCCAUUAUAGACUGGCUCAUGACGUCGAACGUUUGCAACAGAAGGCUGAACAGGCAUCGAAGGAAACUCCAGAAGAGAUCGAAAAGUGGCGUGCCGAGCGACGGAGACGCUUUCCUACAACAGCAAAUGUACUUCAGAGACAACGAGCACAAGAGGAACGAUUCCAACGAGGCGAGCGAAUCGAAGAGGACAAAAGUCGUUUCCCUAGGAAAAAUAAUCGAGAAUACCCUCAGCAUCAGCAGCAGCAAAAAGACCAACCCAACAUCGAACAGUCGACUGGCUCGUCUCGAUCCCGAAGGAGAAAAAAACCUUUCACCAAAUUGGAAGAGCCAGUAGAGAAAAUCGAAAAUGUACGGCAGGGUUUCGGAGGAACUUCUAAGAUGAAAGAUUAUAGAGAUGAACCCAAGAACGCCCUAAAUCUACUUUCCGGUUAUGGUAGUGAUUCUAGUAGUUAUUCCUCCUCGGAACCUGACGAACAUGAGGAAACGAAUGCUGAGGUCAUUCAACAAACAAUUGUGGCAUCAAAUGAAAAAGAUUCUGUACCGUUGCCAACACGUAAUCCGGAAAGUAUCGAUAUAAGCGAUGAUGAAACGUUGGAAGAAGAAGCGGCUGUUCACCAGUCUAAUGAACUAGUCCAGAAAACAAAAGACGGAUUAGUUGCAAGAGACGAACAGAUUCUCAAAGAUGAAACGGAGAAAUCUAACGAAGAACAUUCAAAAUCUAGGAGAAAUCGUAACCGAAAACGUCGUGGAUCGCCUCAAGAACAAAUUGAACCAGAGUCAUCUAAACAAUCCAAGCCAUUGUUAGAUUACAGAAAACUGUAUCGAGCCAAACAAAAUACUUUGUUAGAAAAGCUCUUGGAACCGGACAUUCGGCACGAGCGAAACAUUCUGCUCCAAUGUGUACGAUUCGUUGUAGAAAAUAAGUUUUUCGGCAUCGGCCAACCAAAGAAUAAUCCUUCGGCGGAUACAAAAAACGAUUAAGUUGAUGAAUAAAAUGUUACCUUUUUUGUAUUACCAAUACAGUUUGAAUGCCUUACGUUCUAGCUAUUAGUCUUUUUCAUCUCAAAGCAUUACCCCGGCCGUACCGGAGGCCGGAUUUUGCUGGCCCAUUCGCUGCGACUGCAACCGGUUGGUGGCUUGCACG